Messenger RNA from Ichthyophthirius multifiliis, 1149 nucleotides. RefSeq lists its product as hypothetical. Lineage: Eukaryota; Ciliophora; Oligohymenophorea; Hymenostomatida. The record is from RefSeq and is a predicted model, not a curated record. The transcript has a single exon.
AGGCAGUUAGGCAAGUCGGAGAAGUGUAAUAAUCAAAUUAUCUUUCAGUUAUUCCCUAAUAAGUCGUGUUUUCAAUUUGUCUCAAUUCAAAGUAAUUUGUUUUUUUAAUAUCACUUUUUUUAAAUUUAGGAACAUUAGGUGUGACCCACUUUUAGAGUCUGAAUAUUGUAAUACAAAAUUAUUCAGCAGACGAAUAAAACUUUUAAUCAUGACAAAAGAUGCUCUAUAAAUAACUGAAACACGUUUAAGAACAAAUGCCAUAAUUAGCUUGAAUUUAUUGACUUAAAGGCAUGAUUAUAAUUGAGCUAAUCCAUGAUUCUAUUUUAAAAUGUUCAAGCUAAUAAGCAUUUCCUUUAAAGAACUCAAAGAGAGAAGCCAAUGCGGAGAACAUGAUCAUUUUCUAAGGACUAUAAGCACUAUUUAGAGUUAGAAUCUUAUUUAGUUAUUUUUCUAUAAGAGAUUAUACCCAUGGUUUAAGGAGACAUAUUCCUGUUACAGGAUCAAAUAGGAAGCCAAGAGGAGAAAUAAUGACCUAAAUAGAACAAUUGGUGUUCGUAUAUAAUCUAGAAAAAGAUUAAUUAGUCAUAAAGGCUUGCAAUCCCAUUAAAGAUAAAUAUUUUUCUACUGCGACAUCUUAAAAGACAACGUAAUACUGAUUAGAUUAGGCCCGUGAAGCUAUCAUAAACUUAUAUUUGAGACAUUGAUAAAACAUGAAGUGUAACAAUAAUUCAGUAUUAAAUUAAUUAACAAUAUCUGCUUUAGUACUUUUAGAUAUAUCAACAUUACAUAUAGUAUCAGGUAUGUAUGUACUGGAAUGAACUAGUUUAAAUUAGAAAGUAUUUUGUUUUGCGAACAAUUAUCUACAUUUAAUGAGCAUUUCGAUCUAGGAUUAAUCAAAGAUAAUACUAUUAUAACUUAAUUCUCGUUUAUUAGUAAAUAGUAGUCUUAAACUUCUUAAUAUUUAAUCUUUUUAAAGUGUGUCCAUAUUAGUUAUACUUUCUGUUUCUUAUUUCUUUAAGUUAAUUAGUCGGUUUUUCUGGAUUUAGAGAUUGGGUUAGUACUAUGUUAAGUGAUCCCUAUAAGAAUGGGUGGGAUCAGAGACUUAUUAUUAACCCCUUUUUUUAAAUAAUGUAUCCAUUUAUAAUUAGG